AUGGGGAGGUCGCCGUGCUGCGAGAAGGCGCACACGAACAAGGGCGCGUGGACCAAGGAGGAGGACCAGCGGCUCGUCGCCUACAUCAAGGCCCACGGCGAAGGCUGCUGGCGGUCGCUCCCCAAGGCGGCGGGCCUGCUGCGCUGCGGCAAGAGCUGCCGCCUCCGGUGGAUCAACUACCUCCGCCCCGACCUCAAGCGCGGCAACUUCACCCAGGAGGAGGACGAACUCAUCAUCAAGCUCCACCAGAUCCUCGGAAACAAGUGGUCGCUGAUCGCCGCCCGGCUGCCAGGGCGGACGGACAACGAGAUCAAGAACUACUGGAACACGCACAUCAAGCGCAAGCUCAUCGCCCGCGGCAUCGACCCACGGACGCACCAGCCGGCGAGUGCUGCCGCCGCCGUUGCCCCCGCCUCCGCUACUGCCGCCGCGCCAAGCAGCCAUCGCCACCAUGGCGACGACGACAAGGCGGUGGUGGUGCGGUCCAGCUGCGGUUCGCGAGACAGCAGCGACGAUGACAGCACGUCCGGGUCCGUGCCGCACCAGCUUGGCCUUGGCGGCGGCAUCGACCUCAACCUGUCCCUAAGCCCGCCGACGAGCCAACCGUCAUCACCGGCCGCCGCCAUCUAG
Messenger RNA from Miscanthus lutarioriparius, 630 nucleotides. The record is from the annotation of a GenBank genome assembly. Lineage: Eukaryota; Viridiplantae; Streptophyta; Magnoliopsida; Poales; Poaceae.